Molecule: messenger RNA, 2194 nt
Organism: Silurus meridionalis
Lineage: Eukaryota; Metazoa; Chordata; Actinopteri; Siluriformes; Siluridae
Gene: irx3b
Product: iroquois homeobox 3b
Exons: 2
Coding region: 158-1264 (368 amino acids)
Biological process (GO): regulation of transcription by RNA polymerase II; cell development; neuron differentiation
Cellular component (GO): nucleus
Molecular function (GO): DNA-binding transcription factor activity, RNA polymerase II-specific; RNA polymerase II cis-regulatory region sequence-specific DNA binding
Source: RefSeq, a predicted model, not a curated record
UGGGAGGACCUGACCUCAGUCCACCCGGAUCAAUAAGCGAGUGAGAGAGGGGCGCUCAUCGGCUGAACACUUUUCAUUGCGCGCUUUCACGUGGAUCAGCGGUGUCAGAGGGGACAGUGCGCUUGUGUUCAGGUGCUGGGACCUCGACUGUAGCACCAUGGCUCUCCCGCAGCUCGGCUAUAAGUAUGUGAGAGCGCUGUAUCCCACUGAUCGGGCUGGAAUGCUGGCGGGCCGUGUGGGUGCAGAGCUCAGUCCCACCAGCAGCAUCUCCAACUCCCUCUCUAUGUACGGAUCUCCAUUCAGCGCCAGCCAGACCUACAGCGCCUUUCUGCCCUACUCCAGCGACGUGUCCGUGCUCAACCACCUGGCCAGUCCAUACGAGCUGAAAGACAGUCCCGGGAUGCAGCACCCAGGCUUUCCUGCUGCGCAUCCAGCUUUCUUCCCGUACAGCCAGUAUCAAUAUGGAGACGCGUCUCGCCCGAAAAACGCCACCCGUGAAAGCACAAGUACUCUGAAAGCCUGGUUGAGCGAGCAUAGGAAGAACCCGUAUCCUACCAAGGGCGAGAAGAUCAUGCUGGCCAUCAUCACCAAAAUGACCCUCACUCAAGUGUCCACCUGGUUCGCCAACGCGCGCCGGAGACUGAAGAAGGAGAACAAGAUGACCUGGGUGACAAAAACACAACCGGACGAGGAGGGAAACGUUUACGCGAGCGACAACGAGGGCGAGGAGGAGGACAAACGGGAUGAGGACGACGACGAGGAGAUCGACCUGGAGAACAUCGACACGGAGAACAUCGAAACCAAGGACGACUCCGACUGUCGGGAUGAGCUGAGAUCGGAAUCAAAAAUCACGGAAACGGACAGGAGUGACUCAGACGCGUCAGAUGGGUUUGAGGACACACAGGGACAGGAGAAAAGUUUCGUAAAAAGCAGCGGGAUGAAAGACAGAGACAUCUGCGUUGAGGGACAGAGGGAUGAGGGCAGGAAAAGCCCCAUAGUAGAGCCUUUGAGGAAUCUAAACCCACCACAAAAGCCCAAAAUUUGGUCUUUGGCUGAAACAGCAACGACGCCAGAUCAUCCGAGAAAGUCUGCAGUAAUGAGCAGGACUGCUGUGCAGAGCUCUGCGGGGAACCUGCACAACUGGACCAAAAUGGCCAUUUCUGCUCAGCAGCUCGCAUUAACACACCAUUACUUUGGACUUAAACAGCCGAACAACAACGUUAUGAUUAACAAGCACGCAGACGCCAGGACUCACUCCUCAUGAGCAUCUUCGUUAUAGACUAUAAUGGACAGUGAAAUAAAUAUUUUUCGUCGUGUUUUUUUCUAUUUUACAUUCUCCGCAUGGAUCAAUGCAAUACUUCAUUUCCGCGUCAAAAACACUGAUUUUUUUUUUUGUUGUUGUUGGACAAAAUAAGAGAAAGUGUCUAUUGAUUUUUUUUUACAUAAAUGAGGUUUGAAUUUGUAACAUAGCUAAGGAUGUUGCCUAGCACUUCCCUUCAUAUGAGAGUAUAAUAGAGUAAAUGUUUAUAUUGCUAACUUAUCCACCUUUUCGCUGUGUUUAUUUAACAGAAUGAAAAUGUUUGAGGGACAAACACACUACAGCAAAUUAGUGGCAUUCUGAGGGGGUUGAUAUUCACAUGAAAAUUCACAAGAAUUCACAUUCUGACAUGGGAAAAAAUAGAAUGGUGCCUUUGAAACACUGAUGAGAUGCAUAUCCUGUUUUAAACAAAUAGUCUCAAACGAAAUAUUAUUUCAAAAAUCCUAUUAUUUUUUUCUGAGCCACAUUUUUUUUCCCACACAAAUUGUCUAAAUGAUUACGAUUUCUUUUUCAGUAUUUUGAUAUUAAUUUGACAUUAAUUUUGCUGUUUUUUUUUUUCUGAAUGCUUUUAUUUUUUAAUUAUGUAAAAAACUUUUGUUUUGUAUUAGUUUAAAAAAACAAAAACAAACAACCAAACAAACAAAACAGUGCAACACCUCGGCCAAUAUUGAAAACUUUUCUCGCAUCUAUUAUUCACCACGUGAUAAAUUCAUAUUUUGUAAAUCAAAAAUUAAACUCGGGUCUUUUAGAAUUUGUGUACAUUACACAAUGAAUUUCCCUUUAUGUUAAUUGUUUUGUAAAUGAGAAAUUAAGUUGACCUACGUAAACUAUUGUACAAAACUAUUUUUUAAAAGAUAUUAAAAUGAAAACAUGUUA